Molecule: messenger RNA, 2849 nt
Organism: Sarcophilus harrisii (Tasmanian devil)
Lineage: Eukaryota; Metazoa; Chordata; Mammalia; Dasyuromorphia; Dasyuridae
Gene: CROT
Product: carnitine O-octanoyltransferase
Exons: 17
Coding region: 217-2055 (612 amino acids)
Cellular component (GO): peroxisome
Molecular function (GO): carnitine O-octanoyltransferase activity
Source: RefSeq, a predicted model, not a curated record
CCUCCGCCCCGAUCCUUCCCUGGUGAAAGGGGGCCGGGGAGGCUGAGCUCGAGGCGGACUGGGCUCGCUCGUAUCCAGCCUCCGCGGGCUCCGGGGUCUGUACUCCGGGCUCCGGCUCCGCAGGAUCCGGGGUCCGCGCUCCGGGCUCGAUCUGCGUGCGUCUCCCCAGGCAGUGCCCCCCUUUCUUGAUCCCUAAUUUUUACUGUUUCUAGAAUCAUGGAAAACCAGUUGGCUAAGUCCACAGAAGAAAGAACAUUUCAGUAUCAGGAUUCUCUUCCUGCAUUGCCGGUUCCUUCUCUUGAUGAAUCACUGAAGAAGUACCUUGAAGCAGUGAAGCCAUUUGCCAAUGAAGAAGAAUAUAAACAAACAGAAGAAAUAGUUCAAAAUUUUCAAAAUGGAAUUGGAGAAAAGUUGCACCAGAAAUUACUUGAAAGAGCAAAAGGAAAAAGAAAUUGGCUGGAGGAGUGGUGGUUGAAUGUUGCUUACCUGGAUGUCCGUGUACCUUCACAACUGAAUGUCAACUUUGGAGGCCCUGCAGCUCACAGUGAACAUUACUGGCCUCCAAAAGAAGGCACACAGCUAGAAAGAGGAUCUAUAACUCUUUGGCAUAAUUUGAACUAUUGGCAGCUACUAAAAAUGGAAAAAGUGCCUGUUCAUAAAAUUGGAAAUAUGCCUUUAGACAUGAAUCAAUUCCGAAUGCUGUUUUCUACUUGCAAGGUACCAGGAAUUACUAGAGAUUCAAUCAACAAUUACUUUAAAACUGAGAGUGAAGGACACACCCCAAGUCACAUAGCAGUGCUGUGUCGAGGUCGAGUUUUUGUCUUUGAUGUCAUGCAUGAAGGUUGUAUGAUGACCCCGCCAGAGCUGCUCAGGCAGCUUACUUAUAUCCAAAAGAAAUGCCACAGUGAACCUGACGGACCUGGGGUAGCAGCCUUAACCAGUGAAGAGCGAACCCGAUGGGCUAAGGCAAGAGAAUAUCUGAUUAGUCUUGAUCCAAAGAAUUUGACCAUAUUGGAAAAAAUUCAGAGCAGUUUGUUAGUAUAUUCCUUAGAUGAUGCUAGUCCACAAGUAACACCUGAAGAUUAUUCUGAGGUAACUACAAUGGUGCUUACUGGUGAUCCAACUGUACGUUGGGGGGACAAAUCCUAUAACUUUAUUUCCUUUUCCAAUGGACUGUUUGGCUGCAAUUGUGAUCAUGCACCUUAUGAUGCUAUGGUCAUGGUUGAUAUCUGUCAUUAUGUUGAUCAGAAGAUCUUUGAAAAUGAGGGGAGAUGGAAGGGUUCUGAAAAAGUGAGAGAUAUCCCACCACCAGAGGAGCUUGUUUUCACUGUGGACCAUAAAGUAUUAGAUGACAUUGACCGAGCUAAGGAGCAGUAUCUCAAGCAGGGAUCAGAUUUGCAGAUUGUGGCUUAUGCCUUUAAAUCCUUUGGCAAAAUGCAAACCAAGAAGAAGCAACUUCAUCCUGAUGCCUUUAUUCAGCUUGCACUUCAGCUGGCCUACUACAGACUUCAUGAAUGCCCAGGUAGUUGUUAUGAAACUGCUAUGACAAGGGCUUAUUACCAUGGUCGCACAGAGACUGUGAGGUCAUGUACUUUGGAAGCAGUUGACUGGUGCCAAACCAUGGAGGAUCCUUCUGCAAGUCUUCAUAAACGGCAGCAAAAGAUGUUACAGGCUUUUGCAAAGCACAGUAAAAUGAUGAAAGAAUGUUCAUCUGGAAAAGGAUUUGAUCGUCACCUUUUAGGUCUCUUUCUCAUAGCCAAAGAGGAGGGGUUGCCCAUUCCAGAACUCUUUACAGACCCUCUUUUCUACAAAAGUGGAGGGGGUGGAAAUUUUGUCCUGUCAACCAGCCUUCUGGGUUACACACGAGUCCAUGGAGUGGUAGUUCCCAUGAUUCACCGGGGCUAUGGCUUUUUCUACCACAUCCGAGAUGACAGGUUUGUCGUGGCCUGUACAGCUUGGAAAUCAUGUGCAGAGACCGAUGCGGAAAAGCUGGUUAAGAUGGUAUUCCAAUGUUUCUACGAUAUGAUGCAGUUGAUGAAUACUGCCCAGCUUUAGAGAAUGAUUCUGAAUUAAGUCCGUACCAAAAUACGUCGUUAAAAAGUGUGUGGAGCAUGGGUUGGGGCUGUGCAGAAGCAUCUUGACUUGAUGAAAAGUAGUUAAAUGUUGUAGUCGUUAAGAAUCUGUCAAUAUUAUACUCCCUGUAGCAUUUAUUGCCAUGUAUAUUUGAAAUACAGCACCGCCCCUAAACUGAAUGCAACUCUUGCAGCAAUAAAAUAGUAUAGAACUAUGCGAUGCAUAAUAUAUGCCGCAACAAUGCAAACCCAUCCAUUUUCCUAGUGCAGUUCUUACUCCAGCUUUGUAAGAGAUUUGUGUUGGUAUCUGUAUAAAACAUGGACGUUUUCUUCCCUGGUCAGUGUCUGAUUUACACGUUCCACCCUCCAUGCACUUUAUCUCUUUCUAGCUGCCAAAGGGCAUGACGAAUAUGUUCAGAGGCUCAGCUACCUAAAAUUCAUGUCUUAUACUUCUACUACAGAGAGACCAGGCCCAGACUUGCCAUGUGUGAGGGAAGAGACCACUAGAAUUUUAUCCUAUCUUGAAAAAACGACUGUGGAGAACCACAAACACUGGGUUGUUGAUGCUAAAGAGAUAGUUUACCUAACAAAAUAGAUUAUCAUGUACUGCUUCUUCACAAAUAUAAGUCAAAACACUUGACUUAAAGUUAAUUUUCAAAAAUUUGGGAAGGGUUAAAUGGCAAAUUCUCAGGAUCUUCUACUCUGCUUUUUCAUCAUUUUUUUUUCUAUAUACAAUUUUGUAGUUUGCACUCAGAAAAUAAAACUUAUUGAAUCAUU